GGAGCACAGGUGUAUAAAUCAGGCAUGGCAGCAUGUGGUGUAAAAUAAGAUAAGAAUAGAGUGGUCCAUAAAAAGGCUUACUUAAACCUGACUAACUUCAUCAGAAACUCAUGUGCUCCUAUCUCAAACCACCAUUGUCUUCUGCUAUGACUGACUUUGCCGACAUUACGAACUGCACAGACACAGAGACAGCACAGCACAGAGGAACACACGGCUCACAACAAGAUGAUGAUGAUGGAGCCUUACCAGGAUGAGUCGGCCCUAUGAACUGCCCAUCAGCAAGGCUCAGGCCUGUCACACUGACCCAACAGUGACCUCUGCCCCCAAUGACCCCUUCUCUCCCUCCUCAAAGCACAAUAACCCCAAUUCUAGACUAGACCCUCCACGUGCCAUGCAGCUGUCCACCGCCCCUGCCCUCAAACCUCCAUCCACCUAUGGGUUCAUGCCCAAGAACCUAUCCUCUUCCUACAGUCCUCUGAGAAGGCUACAGCACCUGACCACCAUGGUCAGCCACCCGGACCUGAUACAGGUUGGAGAGGGGGAGAGGGAGGUCUCGCACACCCGGAAUGCUGUUGGGAAAACUGACUUUGGGAAUUCCUUGGCCCUCACAGCUCCCCAGCCAGGCAGGAGAGACACAGACACCAGUAAGACUAAUCCUAGUGUGGAGAAGAAGAGUGACUGUUGCUUCUCUGACCCACCUAGUCCAGACUUUUCACUGGAUAGCAAUAGCCCUUUUGCGAAUGGCUGCCUGCACUUUGAGUCCACUUUGUUUGAUGAUGAUGAUGAAGAGGAUGAUGAGGAUACAGCUUUACCUCUGACAGACAGACAUAGCAAAGUUGGAAAGUCACCUGAACCUCUUCCUGAAUUUUUUAACUUGAAGGUAGAGAAAUUACUGAAGCCAGGGCUAUCUGUGGGUAAAGGCUUGCAGUCCCCUAGUGUCCCCCCAUUAACGGCACAUGAAGGUUCAAACGAGGACUGGGAGAGUAACUGUGAGCCGCUCUCUCUUGGGAAUAGCCCCCCUGGGCCGUCAAUGGCAAGUCCUACUACUGUUAUGAACCUUUUACAUAACAUGGCUAUUGACAGCAACAUCAUGCAGUACCCAACAGCCCUCAAAUUUAAUCCUGUAACAUUUCACAGUUCUGGCCUGGGUACUUCCUUUUCAGUCCAGAUCACCUGUUUUACUGUGCAACAUAAAUUGUCAAGCUUAUUGGUUUUGAUUAUAUGUGAAAUGUCAAUGAAGAUAGUGAGAGGCCUAAAUCCUAACUAA
Molecule: messenger RNA, 1267 nt
Organism: Oncorhynchus tshawytscha (Chinook salmon)
Lineage: Eukaryota; Metazoa; Chordata; Actinopteri; Salmoniformes; Salmonidae
Exons: 2
Coding region: 251-1267 (338 amino acids)
Source: RefSeq, a predicted model, not a curated record